This is a messenger RNA of Drosophila mauritiana, 7914 nucleotides long. RefSeq names its product AF4/FMR2 family member 4. Gene Ontology annotation, cellular component: plasma membrane. Gene Ontology annotation, molecular function: intracellularly calcium-gated chloride channel activity; volume-sensitive chloride channel activity. NCBI's taxonomy places the organism in Eukaryota, Metazoa, Arthropoda, Insecta, Diptera, Drosophilidae. The transcript is spliced from 9 exons. The record is from RefSeq and is a predicted model, not a curated record.
AUGGAACAGCCGAGCAUUCUCGUCAAAAUCCUGCACUCGAUUCCGCACGUGAAUUACACAUUCCGUCGGGUUAACGACACCUUCAAUCCGGACAGCGAUGUUUACCUCGAGAGUCUGGUCAUCCUGGCAUCCAUUCCCGCUGGUCUGCUGAUCGGCUCCCUGCUGGGCCUGCUGCUCUACCUGCUGACCAGAUGCUGCGAUCGCCGCCAGAGGAAGCCGAGCGCCCAGCGCUGCCAGAGCUGCUCCUUGGUCAUCAUCACGCUGAUGACCUGCGCCGCCAUCGGAUUAGGCUUGUACGGCAACGAUGAUUUCCAUAAUGGACUUCUGCAGGCCUUUGGAUCCGGGAAGAGCGUCGAGGGUCUGGUGCUCACCCUGAAACGACAGACGGAGAGCAUCAAGCACGACCUGGAGACGCGAAUGGCUGGGCACAAGGUGGAGCAGCUGGUGGAGAAGCCGCAAUAUAACCAGACGGUGGUCAUGCUGCUCAUUGAGACGUCGCGCCUGGUCACGGAGAACACUUCGCGGGCGGUGGCCUCGCUGGACAGCAUGGUUCACUACUUUAUGAAGGCCAAGGGCAGCGAGAACGACACCUCGCUAAUGGGAUUGCUUCAGCUCGGUGAGUUCUACGAAUCCAUUCGCUGGCCAGCCACCCUGGCCUUUCUCACUGUUCUCCUGCUGCUCUGUACGGUUUUGGUGAUCGGCGUGGCCAGGCGAUCCCGCUGCACCCUGAUCUUCUUCAGCGUCUCGGGUCUGUUCUGCAUCAUCAUCUGCUGGCUGCUAGCUGGCGUUUAUCUGGCCUCCAGUGUGGCUGCCGGAGAUUUCUGCAUGCGACCCCACGACUAUAUGUGCCGUCAGGUGGGCAUGAGGAGUCCCUAUGUUGAUUUCCUAAACUGCGGCACACCGCGCAAUCGAUUUAUCCUGCGGCUGAACGAAUCCCGGGACCUGGUGGAUCGGGCCAGGGAAAGUGUGGAGCAUAUGCAGCGCAUGAGUCAGGAGACAUAUCCACACAUCGACAUCCAGCGCACUCUGAACGCAAUGGACAAUGAUCUAGAGAUCACCCUGCGCAACCUGACGACGCUGUCGGCCACCUUGGACCGCCGCACGAUCGACCUGCACUACGAGGAGGCACUGCGCGGACUUUGCGGCGGCGGGCUACUGGGACUCAGUCUGAUGAUGGUGGCUGGUCUGCUGACCUCCUUCCUGCUGACGAUCCUCGUGUACGCCGACUCCCACGCCUGGAUCUAUCUGACCAAGCGGCCUACGCUGGACGCGGACAAAUCGGAGACAGCGCCACUAUUUCCCGCCUCGAACGCGCCGAGCGCGAGCAUCUCGCCCACAGCUCCGCUCAGCACGGGGACGAUCAACAGGACGUUGCUCCACCACCAGCAGGCGUCGUCGGGCGGCGGCUCGGGUACCUUGCCGGGAUCUGGAGGAGGCGCAGGGGCUGGCGGAGGCGUUGGCGCCAAUGGACACAAUGGCGUGGGACCGUACCGCAACGGAUCGGCGGGCCUGAGACAAGGGUUGGCAUCACCUUCAUCUCAAUCAAGCCACACCUCAUCCACCGCUACUUACAACAACGGCACCACCAGUUACCACAACAGCCACCAACCACACAACAACCACCUGUACAGCAACCACUACAGCCACAGCAACAACCACUACAACAACACACAGCAUAGAACUAACCCUGCGGCGGGGGCGGUAGCAGCGGCGGUGGGCGUGGCCAGCAGUGGCCAACGAUCGCCGUCGCCGCCGCCUGUCUACGAUUUGGUGCAUGGCACAAGGUCAGGACACCACACGCUAGGACGCCUUCCAUCGCACCACCAGCAAUCGGCGACGUAUUUGCCGGGACCCAACAAUGGAAAGUACGCGACGCUCAGCAAGCAGUGUAAGACGCUCGAGUCUAACGACUUCUACUGAGAUUCGCUUGCCUGCAGUUCCCAUGCAGGCAGUAGCAGCAACACAGCACAGCAGCAGCAGCAGAACUUGCAGCUCCAGCAGCAGCAGCAGCAGAGCAACCUCAUCAAUCAGAACCAAAGCCAGAGCACGCUAAAGAACAUCUUUGCGUCGGCCACCCUGCCCCGCUCGACGGGCAGCUCCAUCCGGUCGGUGCUCUCCGUUCAAACCUCCAAUGCGGGCAUUUGCCGCUCCACGGGCAACGGAUUGGACGGCGACAUGGUGGACGAUCGCGAUCCUAGGGAUGUGACCAACAACAGCUUCAAUCGAUUCGACCCCAAGUACAUAAGCAUUGGCCCCAAGGCGGUGAGGGGUCAGAAUAAUAAUCUAAAUAUUAUGUCCGUCGCCGGCGGUGCCAACAAGUGUGCCACCUUGCGGCAUGUGGGUCGCUAUGGUGGCUCGCUCAAGGGCGUGUCCGCCGUCAAUGCCACGCCCUCGACCGCCGCCGCCCCAGCUGUCCAUUCGCCAAACUUGAGGAGCGCCAAGACGCCGUCGAUAGCCACCGUUUCAAAGGAUUAUUGCCAGCAGCCGGACUGCAUUCCUCAGGAGUUCCUUCUCCAGCAGCAGCAGCAACAACAGCUGCAGCAGCAACAACAACAGCAGCAACAGCAACUGCAGCAGCAGCUUCAGCAGCAACAGCUGCAACUCCAACAACAGCAGCAACAGCAGAUGGUGCCACCCGCUCCGCCACAACCGGCGCCUCCGCCUCCACCCAAACCAAAGAUAGUCAAUACGUUUACGGAAAUUCCCGGCACCACGGGCGUGGGCAGCUCGUAUGCCAAGGAGCAGCAACAACAGCAGCAACUUUUGGCCCUGCAGCAGCAGCAACAACAGCAGCUGCUCGCCCUCCAGCAGCAGCGCGAGCGGGAGCUGCAGCAACAGCAACAGCAGCAGCAUCAAAGGGAGUUGCAUCCACCGACCACCCACAUUCUACCCCCUUCGGCUGUAUACAGCAUCGAGAGUAGUGAGGUGCUGCCCACAGCCGCACCGCGUGCGCAGCAGCGCUCGCUAAAUCCCGCCUCCAUUGUGAACCAACCGCUGCCCGAGAUUCCCACCAAUCAACAACAGUCAAAGAUCUCCGCUCAGCCGCUUUGCGCCGCCAGCUUGGGACAGUAUCGCUCGCUGCAGCGUCCUCAAACCCAGAAAUUGCAACCGGCUGCCAUCUCGCCGCAGCAGCCACCAACACUGCCGCCCAAGAACCGGCACAAAAACAGUAAUCGCGGUGGAGCCAUCGACAGCAGCAAUGCCAAUCAUAUGCAAACCUUGCCGCCCAAGUCAGCCAGCUUGAGACAACAACAGCAGCAGCAGCAGCAGGAGCGCGAAAGGGAGCGAGAACGGGAGCGGGAGCGUCCGCGGAGGGCGGAGACCUUGGACAAUGCCCGCAGCUACAUAGAACAGCAGCAACAGUAUCCCAGCCAUCUGAUAACCAGCAGCAACAUGAAGAAGCAACACUCCUAUGACAGCAGCUACCAUCAGCAACAGCAGCAGCAGGCCUUUUAUCAAAGGCAGCACAACAACAACUUCUCAUCGAAGCAGCAGCAACAGCUAAUGCUGGAGCAGCAGCAGCAGCAACAGCAGGCGCUGUUUUACAGAUCCCUGAAACGGGGAGAACGCGUAGCUGCUGCCAGCGGAGGCGUUACUGGCGGUGGAGCCGCCAUAAGCAACCAGAGCGAUCUGUACUCGGUGACGGAGUUGUAGGAGUGCGCCUGCUGCGGCGGCGGUGUGGAUGUGGUGCGCCGAGGCGCAUCAUCCACAUCGCUGCACGCGGCGGCGGCUACACAAACUCAGACCCAUACCCAAAACCAGACGCAAUCGCAGAACCAGGCGCCUGUUCCCCUGCCACCGAAGAAGCAUCGCCAGCGAGAGAGGGAGCGCAACCUAGAGCGGGAGCAGCAGGCGCCCUGCAACGCCAAUCUGUGUGAGGAGCACGAGUACGAUGAGUUCUACCCCCAGGCCUAUGAAAUGCAUGCGGUUGCAGGAGGAACUGGCGGUCCGACGGGUGGAGGAGCGGCAGCUACUAGCUCUGCAUCCAAGCACGGCAAGCAAAGUCAGCAAAGAGCAGCCACUUUCGAUGUGGCCGAUGCCAGGGACUACGAAUUGAAGCGUUUGGGCAACCGCAGAUCGCAGCAGCAGGCGGCUCCAAGCAAAAGAAACGGAGGAGCAGGUGCACCGAUUGUCAGUCAGGAUCACCACCGCAGCCACGAUCGCGAGCGGUCGCGGAGCGAUCACCGCAUUGCCAGCUAUGCCUGCGAAGAGGUCAACUCCUCAGCGCUCUGCAGCGCCGGCUCCAUGAGCUCCAUGCUGCAGCCCGCCAAUGGAACUGGUCACAGGAGCAGCAGUCACCAGCACCAGCGGGAUCACCAUACGCGGGAUCAGCAGCAACAGCAGCAACAACAGCAACAGCGGGAGCGACGCGAGAAGACCUUUAAGGUAUGAUUUUUAGAGACGUCAUAAGAAUUGUCCAAUCCGCGCCAGGACACCAGAAACGGCAGCUCCCGGCGGCGGACGCGUUGAGGGGUAAAUGGAAAGCUAACGUGGCGGAUUCUACAGCGAUUACGAGACGGUGAACCCCCAGUUGAGCAAAAGGAGCGGCACCAUUGUUGGAGCAUUGGUAUCCGGAGAUCCCAGCCUGUUUUAUGUUUAGCCUAAGUCGCGUCUUUACUCUAUGUCUGUCUCUAUCUCUAUCUCUGUCCAUGUCCAUGUCCACCAGCGUUCUCUCCCUUUCACUUGCGUGCGAAAACGACUCACACACACAUGUAUAUAUACAAGUUUAUAUGUACACCCAGAUUGUAUUGUAAAAAACCGACCUCUUCUGAUUGUUUCAAGUUGUAAAGCUGCUUGAAAGGGGCUGCAGUGUCAAAGGUAGCGGUCGAAACAAAAGCGCAUUGUAGUCACUCCUUUACUUUCGAAUCCAUAUGGCAUUCCCUAAUUGCCAUUUAUCACAAGCAAUAUUUACAAACCCGUUUCUAAUGACUUGCUUGGAAUUCUGAACCACGCUGCACUUCGAGUCUGUCUUAUUGUGCUAUUGCCUUGACCGCUGCUGUGCAUAAAGCCAUGUACACCCAACCUACAACAGUUCUCUGCCCUGUGUUGUUGCCUAUUGUUAUAUAAAUAGUAGAAAACUACGAUUAACUUUUUUGUGACCACUAUUCAUACGUGUAUAUUUUAAAAAAGCCUAAGUUAAGUGGAAUUUAGUUCUAAGCGCAAAACUAUUUAUUUACGGCAGUUCGUAAGCCUCGACCCCAAAAAUAAUAACCAAAACGGUGGAAAAGCGAAGACACAGUCGGCGAAAGGUGACUAGGUGCUCCUGAACAUUUCCAAACGAGUUUUCGUUCAAAUAUUCCCGAGAAUCUAAGUCCGUCUUUGCCUCAGCUUAUCGCUGUUUGAGGAGUUUUUAAUUUUUAAAUGGAGUGUGUGUGUUAUUUUUAAUUUAUUAACCUUUUUUUUGUAUAAGCGAUUUAUGCUGAUUUUUUUUGUUUGAGAAUCCGUUGCGAGAACCACAACAACAACCACAGCGACACGUACGUAAAAUUUUUGUGACGUCAGAAAUCUAAAAAACGAAAACCAAGUAUGAAGAACCAGAAGCAACACUGCACAAAAGAAAAGAACAAGAAAAAACGUAAACGAAACAAAUUUCACAAAAGAAAACAUAAUAUUCAUUAAAAGGUUUAACACUUAAAACAAGCAAAAGCCAACAAGAAAGGAAAAUUCUUAACUCAAGCAAUAUAAAAGAAAACGAUAACAAAAAACGAAAAGAAGCCAUACCAAGUUGUUCGACUAUUUUAAAAGGGAUUCAGCAAAGCAAAAUAAUAAACAAGAAAACAUUUAAACAUAAAAAUACAUAAAAUACCUACAUGUUUAUUAUAGAGCAAGCAUAAGGAAUAUAAAUUAAUCUACAACAACCACAAACAAUGUUCAGGUCAAUAACUGCAUUUAAAAGGAGAAACCAAAAGAAGGAAACCCUUAUUAGGCGUUAAAUUAACGAAAUGCUCUUUUUAUAUACAACUAUAUAACAUGCAAAUAUAUAUAUACAUACAUAUAUACAUUAAACGAAUUGCAAAUACCCAAACACAGACAAACUAAAACACAAAAUAAAGGAACAACUCACCAAAGUUGUUGGCACAGCGGAAAACACACAAACAUUUUAUACAAAACUAACAUAGUUAUACCACACAAAAUAUAAGACACGGAUCAGUUGUGGAAGAAAUAAUUGUAGUGCCAUUAGAGAUUGGAAAAUUGAAUAAAAUUUUAUUGUAAUUAUAAAAUGUAUAAUUUUAGUUAUGUUUUACGAAUGUAUUUGAAGGGUUGUAUAGUCGUGAGAUAUUUGUAUCUUCAAUUUUAUACAUACUUAUGUACUCAAAAAGGCGUAUUCCAAACUAAAUUUUAAACGUAAAACGACCCUAGUAGACCCUAGUAGACACCCUGCUGAAAAUCAGCUUCUAUUUCCGGUGCUGCGAGUGCAGCGAGGCCACACUAUUAUUUUGACCACAGCUGGGAACACAACCAAACAAAAACAAACAGCAAAUUAGGGAAAAUAGAGCAAGCAACAAGUAAGAACUCACAUUUACUCUCUCUGCUGUGCAGAUGCAAAUAAAACAAGGCGAAAUACCAAUUCAACCAUGUUGAAAAAUUGCAGCACGCACACACAAAAGGCCACGAAAAACACUCUCCGAUCCUCCGUCUCGUUCGCUCUCUAGCUCUCUGUCUCUGUCUAUCUAGCUGUCUCGCUCCGUACGUUCCACCCACCACCACCCAUUGUAGUUUGCACAAGUAAUAUAUGUAUUAGCGAAAGUUAACACUCGACGGAAAAAGUUAGUUGAAGAAAUGUAAACACUCUAAAAAAUCUGUUGCAAGUCCUGUUCUCCUGUUCUGUAUAUAAGUAUACCUACGAUCUACCCAAUUCUAUUCACUAAGUAGUAGUUGCAGUGUGAAUGUUGGUGUGUAUGUGUGUGUGUGCUCGAUGUUAGCCAUUACAUUUAAACUUUUUUUUUUGUUUUUAAUCCGAAAAGCAAAACUGUUUCACUGUAGUGUAGUGUAGUUGAUUCUAAGCGAUAAGGCCAAAAUAGAUUUUAAACCUGAAAACCAGACGAAUUAUUAGGAAUCAGUGGGAGAAUACCAAACAAAUAAUUGCAGGAAGUCAGGCAGGCGGCAGGCAGGCAGGUAUUUACUUAUAGCAUUUAAAUUCUAAAGCAAACGAAAAUUAUUAAAUAACAUUAAAUCAAAUGCAAUUAAACACGAAACGUGUGUAACACACCGUAAAAACCAAGCAAAGAGUUUUCACGUUUUAGCCAUUGAACGAGGGGAAAACUAGCGCACUUUUUCGUACUUUAACUGACAAAAACCGCAAAAUCCAUAUAUAUUUAAUGAUAUUAAAGGGAGUAGGGAGUAAACGGAUAGCGAGCAGAUACGAUUAUAAACGUGAAUAGUAAACGAGAAAGUAAGACAAAUUUUAGAGAAAUCGGUUUUUACCUAAGGUUAAGGCAAGAUGAUAUUUCCGGUUUUCCUCUUUUAACUGCCAUUUCCGUUUCCCAUUUCCCGCCCACAAAUCCCACAGCGCGUCGCGGGAAGAGCUCCCAAUCCUGUUGACACUUUUCAGUGCAUAUUAUAUAAUGCAUCUAUACAUAUAUAAAUAAAUCCACUAAUAUACAUAUAUAUAAAUACACAAUUAUUGUAAUAACAAUAUAAGUCUGUAAAUUUGUUAACAUUUCUAAAAGCCAACAAAUGGGGCAAAGCGGGGCAAGAUUAACCAAAUCGCGCUCAGUAGUUGUACUACAAUCACAAAAGAAAGACCCCCGAUCCCAGAUACGAGCCAAACAUGCGACCCACUUAGAAAUCAUCCAAAUGUGUGAUUUGUAGAGUGCCGAAUGUGGAUUGAGAUCGGUCAAUGGGCGCGAAUCGAAGUCAGAAAAUUGUUGAGCAGCCGCUUUAAAAUCAAAACAAAGCAAAGUAAACAUUAAA